GCAAGGUUGACGGUCGAACGUUCUUCUAGCAUCUUUUGUAAAUUCUCACCAGCAUGAUAACAUUCUGUCAGGCAUGAGUGUCGCGGCUGUCCGUUCGCACAAUCGCUCUGCAAAUACCAUGCACUACACGUUGUUCUUUCUCUGUCUGUUUAGCCUUGCACAGGAUUCACAUAGUAUAUUCCGGCGGAAAAUCACCCGCGAACAAUGGGAUGCACUCUUCAGCCAAUCCACACUUGGCACGGAAUCCCGCGUUAGCGUUAACCGGCUGCAUAAUGAUUUCCGCUUCUUCCCGGAGAACAAGGUGCAGCGGACGGUCAUCACGAAGCCAUGUGGACAUCCCGGCGGAAAUAAUUCCGAUCCCUUUGGAUUAUCCACGCAGUUCGCCACAAAGGGCAAUAAAAUUUCCGUUGUCGAGGUAUUGGGGACUGGCAGAGCGGCUGGGGUGAUUCGCCGUAGAACGCUGUUAGGAGGAAUACCGCCUCCAAGCCCGAGGAUUGUCGGUGGAGCGGAUACGAGCACAUCCGUAGCUUGUUGGCAGGCUUUCAUUGUGUCGAACACAACAACCGGUGUGCGACAGACAUGCGGUGGUGUAAUUAUUGGUAGCCAGACCAUCUUAACAGGCGCCCACUGUUUGCUGGACCAAACUACAAGAAUUCCGUUGCCGGUAAGUAAUAUCCAGGUGGUCGUGGGUGCCGUGGACAGCGGCGCCCCGGCAACCAACGUCAACGAUCCCACCGGUUGCGCCCAGACGUUCACUGCGGAAUCAGCCAGAAUGCACCCGCAGUAUAACGACGCGGUUAACGACAACGACGUCGGCAUUAUCACGCUGAGCACCGCCAUUAACGUCGACCAGAAGCCGUGUACCUGCACCUUGUGCUUCAGCACACGCCAGCCGGCAACCGGAGAGACAUGCGCGGUGACCGGUUACGGUUUUGAGACGUUUGAUUUUACUACGCCUCGAAAUCCGAUUCCGUUGAAAUGGGUGGCCCAGACAGUUGUAAAUCAGAGCGACACGAACAUCUGUCCGGUAUUCGUUAACAGCGCCGGAACAACCACCAACGUGACACAAAACAUUUGUACCAAGAGUCCAGUUGGUCAAGAUCCCUGCCUUGGAGACGACGGAGGUGCUCUCGUCUGCUGGGAUCCGACCAACAGUGUCCACUAUUUAGCGGGACUCAUUGCUUUUGGUUCGGAGACCUGCGCGCAAGGCUUCGGUGACCAGAACGUCAAAAUAGCACUGUAUCUGCAAUGGAUCGCUGACAAUUCUCUAUCCGGUGAUGUCAAUCUAUCCCCGGGUACCACUGUCACCACCGUCCCUCCGAUAACAACCACCACCCCCGCCACCGUCCCGGUCACAGUUCCCACGGGCACGACGGAAGCCUGCGGUAUUCCCGGCAAUGGCCAGAUUGACCCAUUCGGUAUCGUCAGUUUACCUCGCAUGUCCUUGGCUCCGUUCGAUGAAUUAAACCGGUUCCGCUCCGUCCGCCGUCGGCAGGGCCGUGAUGUCGAAGCUGUCCUGGAGCCCCGCAUUAUCGGGGGAACAGACAGCACAGCCUCGGUGGUGUGUUGGCAGGCGUUUGUUGUAGUCGAUCAGGGCAACGGACAGGAGAUCACUUGCGGAGGGGUCAUCGUCGGAUCGCGCACCAUCCUCACGUCCGGCACGUGCAUGGUGACCUCCAGCGGCGUGCCCAUCUCCACUGCGUCGGCGUACACGGUGACCGUGGGAGCAGUCGACAAUAACGCUCCGGCUUCGAAUGCGCAGGACACUACCGGGUGUGCGCAGACGUUUACUGUGCAAAGCGUUACGCUGCACCCGGGAUAUGUCUUCGCCACGGAUGAUAAUGAUAUCGGUAUCCUUACGCUAUCAAGCGCCAUUGACCUUGCAAACAAACCGUGCGCGUGCGCCAUAUGCUUGACAAACCGCGUUCCGACCAUCAGCGAGACAUGUGUCAUGAGUGGCUACGGAGUCGAAACCAAUGGAAACCCCAUCCGUAACGCAAUACCCUUGAAAUGGGUCACACAAAAAAUCGUCCCACAAUCAAGCAGCUGCUCCGUGUUCUGCGCGGGAAGCACGUGUACCAAUGUCAGCAAUUACCUUUGCAGCCAAGGGGCGACCGGCCAGGAUCAGUGUAUCGGUGACAAUGGCGGACCGUUGGCUUGCUACGACCCCACGCGUAACAACUACUAUUUAGCCGGCGUUAUUGCGUUCACCACGGAGACCUGCGGAACCGGUCAGGGCGGACAGAGCGCGGAAGUAGCACUGUAUUUGCCGUGGAUCGUGGCCAAUGCGCUGCCGGGCGAUGUGCAAGUGGAAAGCGGUUCGGUAACCGUCCCGACCAUCCCAACAAUUCCAACUGUGCCAACAAUUCCAACGGUCCCAACUGUGCCCACAUUGCCGACUCUCCCACCAGUGGGAACGACAACAUACAACUAUUUCUACAAUAAUAUGGGCUAACGAAAGGAGAGAAAAAAUAUGUUGUAUCUAAAAGGACUACUCGGGCAGUGUGCCUAAACCUACCGAUAUGUUACUAUUUCUGUAAGCUAUUUUAAAUGAUAAUUUGUAUUUUUUUGAUAGAAUUGCCUAUCUUGUUGUCUCAGAUCAAAAAAUAAAAUUUC
Molecule: messenger RNA, 2616 nt
Organism: Paramacrobiotus metropolitanus
Lineage: Eukaryota; Metazoa; Tardigrada; Eutardigrada; Parachela; Macrobiotidae
Product: transmembrane protease serine 9-like
Exons: 8
Coding region: 74-2455 (793 amino acids)
Biological process (GO): proteolysis
Molecular function (GO): serine-type endopeptidase activity
Source: RefSeq, a predicted model, not a curated record